AUGGAAAACUUUGGGUCGCCAAAUGGAUAUGGUGGUGACCGGAGAGUAGAGUUUAAUGGGAUCAACCAAGAAACAGCAGUUGAUCAAAUGUAUGUUGCAAGAUCUCGAGGGCAACCUCCUUCUAGAAGAAUUGUAUGCAUGAAAAAACGUAAAUCAUCCUCAAAUAAUUCAGCGUCUUUGAUAUUUUCAGUUAAAUCAUGGUAUAAUAAUUCUGAACAAAAAAGAAAAAGAAGAAUGACAAAAUAUAAGAUAUAUGCCAUGGAAGGCUGCGCGUUAAGUCCUGAGCUAAUCAAACUUGUCAUUUGGCCGAAUGAAGCUCUCUUCGAUCGAAUUGGAAGCAUUCGGUGUACACAGUAA
Amaranthus tricolor (Joseph's coat) is the source of this 357-nucleotide messenger RNA. RefSeq lists its product as uncharacterized. The record is from RefSeq and is a predicted model, not a curated record. Lineage: Eukaryota; Viridiplantae; Streptophyta; Magnoliopsida; Caryophyllales; Amaranthaceae. The transcript has 2 exons. Bases 1 to 357 code for a protein of 118 amino acids.